AUGUCCUCAAAACUCACUUCACUUUCUGCUUAUCGGUCGUUGCUGAGAGCCAGUCGUCUGGUAUUCAAUGGCGACACCCGAACACUCAAUCUUUCUCUCCGACAAAUACGUACUGAAUUUGAAAAGAAUAGAUUUGAAAAGGAUGAAAAGAAGAUACAAAAACUCAUUUCCGAUGCUCAGGAAGCCUCCUCAUUUUUAAUUUCCUCCGUUCUCCAGGGAGUGAAAGAACAAGAUGGCUUCAAAAUUCGACUCAAUAAGAAACAAGUAGAGGCUAAUUUGGAUGCUAACGUAACAAUUAAAGGAAUUGAUGAUCAAUAUUUGGAGAAUUUAGAAAGAAGAGCCGGAAGGAAAAAGAAUAGAGGAGAAAAUAGUGCUGAUGAGACGGCUGUUGAGCAACAACAACAACCUUCAACGGAAUCUAGUUGUUGCAAAUCAUCCUCUCAACCUGCAAGUAAUUAA
Molecule: messenger RNA, 459 nt
Organism: Naegleria lovaniensis
Lineage: Eukaryota; Heterolobosea; Eutetramitea; Acrasida; Naegleriidae
Exons: 1
Coding region: 1-459 (152 amino acids)
Biological process (GO): mitochondrial respiratory chain complex III assembly
Source: RefSeq, a predicted model, not a curated record